ACCACAACAACUACACCUCUCAUACCACAUACAACGACCUCCAGCAGCCAGCAGCCAGCAGCCAGCAUACAAGACGCUGGACCUGGCCUCACAUACUUGAAAGACGGACAUACUCAUGCGCCGUGUUUACUCCCUCGUUGACUAGAUCUCUGGGUUGACGCUUCCGCCCAUUGAACAUUGAACACUGAACACUGAACAGAAACUCCCAUUCCACCGUCCGCCAGAGACGCCUCGCCCAAGAGAGACCAUCCAGAUACCACUCGUAACCCUGGCCAGCACAGCCUUUCACGUCAGAAGCAAGGGGGAGGGGGAAGGGAAGGCCAGAGUGUGGAAAGAUAUCCGGUCCAGAGACACCAGCAGCCGGUCUAGCAGCAGCAACACCAACAACACGAAGAAGCCAGCCGGCUGUACCACCAAGGGGAUGCCAUCCUGCGGCAGAGGCUCGCGCUACUCAACUAUCACCAUCACUCCGUCAACCUGGAAUCCAGGUUUCACGCCAGACUCAUCUGCCUACAGCUCGCCGGCGCCCUCGGUCCUCGACUCGGACGAGGAGAGGGUGAUGGACGGCUGGCACUUCUCGCGGCCGUCUAGUCUGGCGCUUCCAGGUGGCCCGCUGCUCUCCCGGCCUACGUUGGACGAUGUACUCUCAAACACCGCAGCUCCUCCCUACACGCUCGCUGCCUUCAUGGCCUACCUUUCGCAGAACCACUGCCUCGAGACGCUCGAGUUCACCAUGGACUCCAAGCGCUAUGCUGAGACAUACAAUGCCGUCUCCCGCCAGCUAGGCGAAUUCCCUAUUCUCUCAGACUCCCCGCAAGCAGACCAUCUUUGCAUGCUCUGGCAUAGGCUGCUCUCCGCCUAUGUCAUGCCGGGAUCUCCCAGGGAGAUCAACCUUCCAAGCGCCGUCAGGGAUGCCCUGCUGAGACACUCCAAUCUCAGAAGACCUCCGCCACCCGAGACGCUCGACGCUGCUGUCAAGCGAAUUCACGACCUUAUGGACGAGUCUAUCUUCAUUCCCUUUCUCAACAGCCACGUCUCGCCCCAGUCACAACCGAGCUAUUCCCGAGAUGGCUCUCCCGAGGACCGUGAAGUCGGCCGUCACAAGUCGAUGCGCAAACGGCUAUCACCGCAGUCGUCCUUUGUUACCUCGCCUCGCUCCGCUGCUCCUCCUGGAAGUGGCUAUUUCUCAUACCAUUCUUCUUCAACCCCAUCUACUAGCCCGCCUUCUCACCACACUUCCAUCUCCAGGACAACUACCACCAGCAGCCGCUCCUCUCCCUAUGGCUAUGCCAGUGGUGAUUCCGUCUCAGGCACUCUGACAGACGACUCCGGCAGCAGCCUGCCUUCGAGCCCCGGUGCAGGAGAUCCCAUGACUCCGCCCACAACCCCGCCGUCUAGUGACAUGCACCAUCCCCACCAUCAUCAUUCCAAGAGCCGACAAGACAAUGCCUGGAAGAAGAUGGGCAUGAAGCUUGGUUGGAAAAAGAAGUCUGGUGGCAGCAGCGCCGGUGGUCGUGGAUAUUCAACUACCUCAACCUCCAGGGACACACGAUAUCAAGAUGACAUGUAUUAAUCUUUGCUCUUUCCUUUCUUUUUCCUUCUGCCACUUUUUAGCUUCUCACGCUCUCCUGCUCUUCGCCCUCGCCCUACCAUGUCCCUACCAUGUCCCUUCCAUGCAUAUGGUACAUUCACGGGUCGACCGACCUAUACAUACACAUCAUUUCCAUUCCAUCCCAGACACGACCGGAACGAAAGGCAUAUCAAGAAACCCUAACGACUUUCCCCCCAUUCUUCGCCAAAAGCAAAAUAUUAUCAAAUCCGGACCGCUGGCGUGGUUCUAGACCUCUCUUCUCUUCCUCUUCUUAUACAUACUUGACCAUUAUUUCUUCUGUCUGACUAUUUUAUGGUUAUUUCCUUGCUUGCACUGUACGGAGUUUAUACCCAUGGCCAUGGCAUUGAACAUUCAGCAUUGUUUUUCUUUUUCUCUUCUCCUUAUUUUCCUUGUGUUUACAGCGAAUCCAUGGAUGGAGAGCGUGUAUUAUCUUCUUUCUCUUAACACGACUGAGCAUUUGCUUCAUUCGCAUUCUCAUCAACCAAUGUAUCUAACUAGCUUCACUUCCUCACUUCCCUCGCGACCUUGUCCGUUACAAGGUUCCGUUUGCCCUGCCUUGUCUCUUAGCUAGGGCAAGCCAAUAUGACUUGAUGAAAUGACUAGCAUCAUCCUUGCAGGCAUACCGUGUGCUUCUUUUCCCACCCCCUUGCACAUCCAUACACAUAUGUAAUGUAAUGGAGACAUACGUAAGAGGAAAGGAAUUACACCACUCUCCCACUUUUCGCCGCUGAAGCUGCACGUACGUAAUAUACAGGGGCCAUCUUAUGCAUCUCAACUGCUUAUUCUCCUUGCAUCGCAGCAAGGUAGGCAAAGAAGACAACCCCCAAGGCACCUCUGUAAGCGACAUGCAGAUUAGGUAAGCUCAGCUGGCCUUAUCAUGUGACAGACAUCAAGUCCACAGCCGGUGGACAUGACAUGGACGGGCAGUAUUUGAUAUCAAAUGGACAGAUGGAGCUAGAGAAGCUGUUAGUUUAGCUUGACUCAUGCUACAGAAAUGAGUUAUACCCUUAUGUGCACUCUGGUUGGUGCAUGUGUGCCCGUGGAUUUACCACAGCUUCCUAUAUACAACGCCGGUAUUUCAGUUACAGCAUCAGGAUGGCUUGGACUAUAGCUGGAGACUCCGUAGCAGAGUGCAUAUAUGGACCUUUCAAGGAGGAGCUCUGGCGGCUAACGGGGGUCCAGGGUUGAUACCAGGGCGUCUCUGAUCCGCUAGAGGCCUAGAUCUACCAUUUUCAAAGACACGUCGAUAUCUGUUACUUUAUUCACCAGGAAUGCGACGUUCCGAUUCUUAGCCGGUUUGCUUCAGAGGUCAACAGGAGACAUAUUCCCAGGAAGCUGCCAAUUCAUGCUACAUUUCAGCUCUAUGAUUUGCAGAUCCAAAAUACCCGAGACACAAUAUUAUCUUGCUGUGGGACUAGUUGCUUUUCAAAAACAUUUUCAACGAUCUCGGAGGGUCCUAAUAUUGUCUGGCAAUAUAUACACCCCAAACAAUUUCAUAUAAAGGGCAGACGCUGAAGAAUUGUGUGUUAGAUUCUUCAACGGCAAAGGUGGCGGCUAUUUUCCUUCCAUGGAUUCAAACGGCUGCAGGGUGCGUUUUAGAGUUAACUGCUUUCCUGCCAUGUCAUACGAUACUGGCAUGCUGGCUAAUAACAUCCAUAGUAAGUGUCCGUUUAUACCGCUCUUAUAGCAUCGUUUUAAUGUCACUCUCUUUCUCCCAUCGGAUGGAGGGUAAAUUUAUUCCUGCUGAAAUAUUAGUUAACUUUUUCAAGGAAUCCAGCAAGAUGGAUCUAGAGAGCGGGAUAACAUCAUAGUUACUAGUUCUUCCUAGGGAAAAGAUAGCUAUGCAGGUUGCAACUCUGGUAGUUAUGCUAGCCGAGGCGCCACGAGCUCCUGCAUACGGCAUUGAAUUGCGGUCGGCAUAUGGGGUGUCUUCUAAUCCAGAGAUAUCUAGGUCCAUGCCUAGGUAACGUCUGUGAUACCUUCGGGGCUCCUGGAGCGUAGGUCCGACCCAAUUAGAUGAAGCAAUUAUUAACCUCAUCACCAGCAGACACGGUGCCGACCGAACUCCGAUAAGGACAACUAUUUCAUUUCAUCUUGGCGGCUUCGGUUCAAGUUUAUACCUGGGGUAGGAUCAAUUCAAAGCUGUUGCGAAUAAGAGAAGCCACAAUAUAGUUGCGAAUGGUUGGGUCGUUGGCAGGCCUUGUACUAGCCGCGAUACACGUACCAGGCAACACCCCUCAACAUUUUAACUCAUUAGCAUACACCGUGGAUGUGCGCUUUUGAGCGGCCCCACGCAAACAGCCAUAGAGACCUGGGGGCAUGUCUGGCCAGGUGACUUCUUUUAUGGUUGGGUUAAUUAUUCUGGCGAGUGUGUAUUGAUAAUCCCGACGGGCUUUCUGGGUAAAUCCAAGAAAGAGGAUUCUGGAACUACACGAGUGCUCUGGGAAUGCUGGUGGCGCAGGCGACCAAGUGGUCCAGGGAGAGCUCUGGAUGAGUCAAGCAUCGUGAUUCGGUUCUCAGGCGUGCCGAGCACUCGGCAAUGCUUUACAGGGAGGAAGGGUGUCUUCAAUAAAGGCGUGUCCCGAUUUGGUCAUCCGUUAAUACUGCCCUGGAUAGGAGAGAGACUACGCUGAUGUCAUCCGUCUUAUAGCCAACUGUCUAUAUACGGAUAAUAUCCUUUAAUGUCCCGAGAAGGGGCACACAGGCACGUUUACUUAGCAUGCUCGAUAUAGCUACAACUUCAGCUGCGAAUCCAUAUCUGGCGAGACAUUUCCUAUUACAUCACAUAAGUGUCUCUUAGGGGCAAGGAUUGCUCUCAAUAGCUCACUCCAUCCGAUCCAUAGCAUUCAGCGCCUAUGCGAGAUCUAGAAUACUCAACCGAUUAAUAAGAGAAAUGGACUCCCCAGGUCUCUCUUGCAAACCUGUGGGGGUAGACUUUGCUAAUUACUUUUAUUUACAUAACGUCUAUCUUCUUUGCACAGUCUUCUUGUGUAUGGAUUUCAUUUUGUCGCUGCCGGGGACGCAGGGUGAUCAUGGAAUGGUGCUUAACUCCCUUGCUCAAUUCCCCAUCGCUUACCUAGAUGGUCUCCACCAAUGUCAGCAUGUUGCACCGCUGACUUAAGACCCAAUAUUUUGUAGUCAUGCCAAUGGCAAUCCUGGCGCUGGUAUAGCAUCGUGAAAGCCUUUAAAGAGGUAAACGAGCAGUUAUGCAUGUGAAGGGGGGCCGAGGCGUCUCCAGACUCAGCUUCUCGAACGACGGAGCUUGCCGGGAUACAGGGCGAAGAAGACAGGGCGUUGAACGUUGAGAAAGCAUUUUUUUGCCGUUAGUGUUACGACUAAGAAGGACCUGAAUCUCCCAGAUGUUCGAAGAAUGAUUGAAAUUACCAUAUUCCGUGUCUGAGAAGUCACUUCGAAUACGUAUUAUACGGAGUAUGGAUCUGUGGAUAUGUGAGGGAUUUGAACGAGAUGGUGGGUUAAUGUCCUUAGUCGGAUACUUCCGGUUACUCGUAUGUUUAUUCGAUCAUUUCUCCGCUCCACCUUGUAACCCUUGUAGAUGGGCUGAGUUGCUGUCUGUGUUCUCUGCCGCCGAGGACAACGAGGGCCUCCCCUUAAAAUAUGCCUGAGCAAUAUAUGUGCUGGCAAUUGAAGAAAAUAUGUGCAAACAGCCACUUUAAACAGAAGCAAGGUUAGGUUUAGCCCCCUGGCAGCAGUUUGGUUUUUACCUCAGAUGAAAGCAAUGCGGUUGGGAGAACGGGAUGCAUAAUGGCUUGCUCAGGCUGGUACUAGACGCUGCUUCCCUCAAGACACGGCCGGAAUAAAUAAGGACGGGAUGGUCGUUUAGGUAUAUUCUUCAAUGCCUGCCUUCCUUUGAUGCGGUACUGGACAGGAUUAAUGGACAGGCAAUAUUGAUGCGAAUACGUAAAAAAACAGGCAUAUAUAAGCAGACAGGGAACAUGCUUUGGGGUAGUACAAACCUUUCAAGUCCCUUGAACGGCCAAAGCCAGAGGCCUGAAUAAGGUUGGGGCAGAUCAUACACUUGUAUGCAUUGGAUCCCUCUGUCCCAUUGCCAUCCGGGCCAGUUGCCCUUGCCAUAGCCAGGGCGAGAAGGACAGGCCC
Messenger RNA from Trichophyton rubrum CBS 118892, 5728 nucleotides. RefSeq lists its product as uncharacterized. NCBI's taxonomy places the organism in Eukaryota, Fungi, Ascomycota, Eurotiomycetes, Onygenales, Arthrodermataceae. The coding region runs from base 422 to 1573 and encodes 383 amino acids. The transcript has a single exon. The record is from RefSeq and is a predicted model, not a curated record.